AUAAAAUAUUACCUAAAGUACUUUAUGAUUUAGUAUUUAAUUGGCAUUCAGUAGAAUUGAAUCUUUUGGUUGUUGAAUUAACGGAUAUUAUUAUAUAAUAGUUGUAGUAUACUAACAUUAUUACAUAGUAGUUGAUUUUUCAAGGUUGUAAUGAUCAGAAGAUUAUAGAGUACUUGAGUCUGGACAUUUUAACGCUCGAAUCGACUUGUCAUGUUUGCAGUAUUAAUGUGAACACGCUUAGUAAACUUUGAUAACGUUGAGCUAAAAUUAUUCUGAUAGGUAGUUAAAAUACAAUAAAAUCAUGAACCAAAUAGCUGUAAAAGAUUUGCAAUCAAUUAUUCAACAAACAUUUGGAAAAGAAAUAAUUGUUGAAAGUUAUGAAACAAAAGAUUUUCUUCCACCUGGUGAAAAUUAUGGGAGUAAAAUAGUGAGUGUUGAUGCGAAAAUUCGUAAGACGAAAUCAAAUAAAAUUGAAAAUCUUUAUAUGAUUGCUAAAUUGCCUCCGCCAACUCAAUUUCAACGUGAUAUGUUUGAUACUCCGUUUACAUUUAAAAAAGAAAUAUUUAUGUAUUCAGAAAUAUUUCCAGCUUAUAAAAAAUUAGAAAUUGAUAAUGGUAUCAAUGAAAAUAAAGUUUUCAAUAAUCAUGCUACUUAUUAUGGUUCAAGACUAUCAUUAAAUUCAAAUGUUGAGUUUGAUGACGAUGCAGCUAUUGUAUUGGAGAAUUUAAAAGUUCAAGGAUAUUACAUGGUUGAUCGAAAAAUUGGAUGUGAUUUAAAUCAUUCAAAAAUAGCAAUACAAACUUUGGCACGAUUUCAUUCUCUAGGAAUUGCUAUGAAACAUAAAAAUCCUAGUUUUUUUGAAGUACUGAAAAUUAAAUCUAAAUGUUUAGAAUUUAAAAAUCCUGAAUCGUGGGAAAGCAUUAUGAAAAGUCUCUCAACAACUAUUGAGCACGAUGAAAAAAUAAAACAAUAUUUUCCUUCAUGUGAAAAAGCUUUUUCUGCUGGAACUGCUGAAUCUUGGAGAGCAAUACCUGAUGAACCAUGGUCUUCAAUUAUUCAUGCUGAUUUUUGGACUAAUAAUUUUAUGUUUCACAAAUCAGCAGAAACAGGGAUUCCUGAUGAUAUUAAAUUUGUAGAUUUUCAGAAUUAUUUAUUUCUCAGUCCAUUACGAGAACUUGCAUUUUUUUUGGGUGUUGGUCUGGAGUCAGACGUAUUCAAAACUCAUUAUAAUGACCUUGUAGAUUAUUACUAUCAAGUACUCAUAGAAAGAUUGCAAUUACUCAAUUGUGAUGUAACGCCAUAUUCGCGGGAUACUUUCAACGAACAGUUACGUAAGGAUACGUGUAUAGAAUUUACACAUUGUGCUUGUAUGUUGAAAAUCAUUACAAUCGAUGUUGACGCUAGUGAUCCUAAUGCCCAUAAUGUCAAGAGUUUACUUGAAUCAUCACCGAAAAAUGAAAUAUUUAUUAACAGAGUCAGGAAUUAUGUUACGUUGCUUUGUGAACAAAACUGGCUUGAUUAGUAAUUUUCUUUUAAAUUAAUUAUGUAUAAUUAAUUCUUUUCCAUCUAAAGAAUAUGUUAGUAUUUUAUCUGUUCAAUAGUAUUAUUUUAUGACGGAUAAUAAUAAUAAAAUAAUUAUAAUUUUAUAUUAUUCAAUUGAAUAAAAAAUUUUUAACAAUAAAGGACAUUAAAAACAACACCUUACGAACAUGGUAGAAUGUAUAUUAAUAUUAAAGUGAAUGAAAUAGAAAUUAGAAAAAGAUCUGCUUUGAAAUAUGAGACCAAAAUUUUUUUUAAACAUUCUAUCACGUUAUGAAAGCGUGAAUAAAUAUCGAAGUAUUUCAGAUUUAUUUUUGUCAAUGUUUUUUGUUUUGUUUUACGCAUGCUAUGUAUAUGACACAUUUACAAUAAUUAACAAUGUCAUUUUUUCGACAAUUACCACACUUGCACUCGUCUUGAUCAUAAAUUCGAAUAUAUAUACACAUCAAUGUAUAUAUACUACGAUUUUAUUUCUCAUUAUCACAAAGUUUUUGAAUGCAUUGUAUAUUAAUAUUAUACAUAUUUAGCAUAUUUUGUUGUCUUUAUUAAAUUUAAAAGGACGAUUAAAUGAAUAUAAAAUAAUGAGAGUAAUUAUUCAGAAUCACCAUGUUAAUAGUCAAUAUUCAACGUAUAGAUAAUAAUGAAAUUUAUUGCAAUAACAAUAAAAACGAAUGAAUAUAAAAUUUAAAUUAUUUUAAUGUUUAGUUAUAAUUUUUUUUUUUAAUGAUGAAUAGUAAUGUUCAAUUUUUUUGCAUAAAAAAAAAAUAUUUAAUUAUGUUGCAUUGGAUUUGUUUUCUUACAGACUGUUAUUCUUUGUUGCAAGUUGAUUUAUUUAUGUAUUCUUUAUUUUUCAUAUGCAGUUAUUGUAAAUAGUGUGUCAGAAACAUGUGACAUUGAAAACCUAAUAUUAUUAAAUCAUUUAUAAAUUUGUCUAAAUUAAUGUUUGAAUGCGAAUGAGGUGAUCAGGAAAAAUUCUUUCGCACCUUUUCAAUUAUUCAUUCGCUCUUCUAAUAUUUUAUAUACGUACGGUUUAGAAGUUCGAAUGAAUAAAAAAAAUAUCGGGCUUUUAUGUAUAGGUUUAGAAGCUAAAAGAAUAGAAUUCCUUCUUAAUAAAUAGUAUUUGUUCAAAAGAUAUUUGUGCGAAAGAAUAAUCCUAAAGGGCCAUAGUUCUGACACAUUAUAUUUUUUCAUAUUUUCUGUACAUUAUUUGUUAAUAUUAAAUAAUAUUUAUAUUUA
Messenger RNA from Chelonus insularis, 2775 nucleotides. RefSeq lists its product as uncharacterized. NCBI's taxonomy places the organism in Eukaryota, Metazoa, Arthropoda, Insecta, Hymenoptera, Braconidae. Bases 302 to 1522 code for a protein of 406 amino acids. The transcript has a single exon. The record is from RefSeq and is a predicted model, not a curated record.